Mesocricetus auratus (golden hamster) is the source of this 2760-nucleotide messenger RNA. It is a transcript of the gene Tead3, whose product is annotated as TEA domain transcription factor 3. The transcript is spliced from 15 exons. NCBI's taxonomy places the organism in Eukaryota, Metazoa, Chordata, Mammalia, Rodentia, Cricetidae. Gene Ontology annotation, cellular component: transcription regulator complex. Gene Ontology annotation, molecular function: DNA-binding transcription factor activity, RNA polymerase II-specific; RNA polymerase II cis-regulatory region sequence-specific DNA binding. Bases 1 to 1785 code for a protein of 594 amino acids. The record is from RefSeq and is a predicted model, not a curated record. Gene Ontology annotation, biological process: embryonic organ development; hippo signaling; positive regulation of transcription by RNA polymerase II.
AUGGAGAUACUGCUCAUCUGGUCGCACAGCAAUGGCGGAGCCGGGUCUGGGGCCCGGGAGUGUGGGGGGCGGGCUCUCAGUGGGAGGGGCGCGGCGGAGGCCUCGGCUGCGGCGGUCCCGAGUGGAAGGGUGGGGAGUCCCGGGACCCGGUGCGUGCUCCGUCCCGGGACGCGGCUCCCCGGGACCCCCGACACCUCCGGGAGGCCGGCCCAGGGGGCAGAGCUCCACUCUUGGCUCCGCCCCAGGUCUGAACCCCAAGCUUCAGCGGGGUCCCCGAAGGAGCACCUCCCGCUCCGGCCCGGCUCAUUCCGUGCAUUCCGGCCAUCCCCCUGCCCACGACCCCCCUUCUCGGCCCCCCUCGCUACUCCCUCGGGCCCGGCGGAGCGGCCCGGCGGAGCGCCCCCCGGAGCUCGGAGCAGGCUCAAGCCGUCAGGGGGCUCAGGCCCAGAGCCCAGAGCAACCAGCACAAUAGCGUCCAACAGCUGGACCGCCAACAGCAGCCCCGGGGAGGCCCGGGAGGAUGGGUCCGAAGGCCUGGACAAGGGGCUGGACAACGAUGCCGAGGGAGUGUGGAGCCCGGACAUCGAGCAGAGCUUCCAGGAGGCCCUGGCCAUCUACCCGCCCUGCGGCCGACGCAAGAUCAUCUUGUCGGAUGAGGGCAAGAUGUACGGUCGAAAUGAGCUGAUUGCCCGCUACAUCAAGCUGAGGACAGGAAAGACCAGGACGAGAAAACAGGUGUCCAGCCACAUACAGGUUCUAGCUCGGAAGAAGGUUCGGGAAUACCAGGUUGGCAUCAAGGCCAUGAACUUGGACCAGGUCUCCAAGGACAAAGCACUCCAAAGCAUGGCCUCCAUGUCGUCUGCACAGAUCGUCUCCGCGAGCGUCCUGCAGAACAAGUUCAGCCCGCCCUCCCCUUUACCCCAGGCUGUCUUCUCCACCUCCUCAAGGUUCUGGAGUGGUCCCCCUCUGCUGGGACAACAGCCUGGGCCGUCUCAGGACAUCAAGCCCUUUGCCCAGCCUGCCUACCCCAUCCAGCCUCCCCUGCCACCAACGCUCAACAGUUAUGAGUCCCUGGCCCCGCUGCCCCCUGCUGCCGCCUCCUCUGCCUCUGCGCCUGCGUGGCAGGACCGCACCAUCGCCUCCUCCCGGCUCCGCCUCCUGGAGUACUCUGCCUUCAUGGAGGUGCAGCGGGACCCCGACACGUACAGCAAACACCUGUUUGUACACAUCGGCCAGACAAACCCCGCCUUCUCAGACCCACCCCUGGAGGCCGUGGACGUGCGGCAGAUCUACGACAAGUUCCCCGAGAAGAAGGGGGGGCUGAAGGAACUCUACGAGAAGGGGCCCCCAAACGCCUUCUUCCUUGUCAAGUUCUGGGCUGACCUCAACAGCACAGUUCAAGAGGGCCCUGGAGCCUUCUACGGGGUCAGCUCACAGUACAGCUCGGCCGACAGCAUGACCAUCAGCGUGUCCACCAAGGUGUGCUCCUUCGGCAAGCAGGUGGUAGAGAAAGUGGAGACCGAGUACGCGCGCCUGGAGAACGGGCGCUUCGUGUACCGCAUCCACCGCUCACCCAUGUGCGAGUACAUGAUCAACUUCAUCCACAAGCUCAAGCACCUCCCCGAGAAGUACAUGAUGAACAGCGUGCUGGAGAACUUCACCAUCCUGCAGGUGGUCACAAGUCGGGACUCGCAGGAGACCCUGCUCGUCAUUGCGUUUGUCUUCGAAGUCUCUGCCAGCGAGCACGGGGCGCAGCACCAUGUCUACAAGCUUGUCAAAGACUAGCACACCUUUGACGUGUCCACAAGGGUGCAAGGCGGACUUUCUACACACCUGCCUGCCCGGUCUCCCCGGGUGUGGGUUGGGGCGCUCGCCCACCCAUGGGUUUCAAGGCUGGGACCCAGGCUGCCUCCCCUGGCCCCAGCACACACGCUCCCUGCCACUGUUCUGCGCUUCCGGAGAGAAAUGGGUUCCAUGGUGGAUGUGGCCUUCCUCGGCAUUGGCCCACAGAUGACCGGCUCCACCUGGCCUCAAGUGACAUCAGAGCUGGGGGGUGGGGGGCACCUGCAGGCAUGGCCUCUGGCCCCUAAGGGAAUGUGAUGAGCAGGUGAGGGUAGGAUGGAUGCCAGAGACAGGCAGCUUGCCAGGCUGCCUUGGUACAAGGUGUCAAACUGGGAUCUGGGCUAAGGGUCCACACUGCUGGGUACCAGCCUGCUCCCAGGCCUCCUGCACUGCAAGCCUGGGCUCCCGCAUCAGACAGUGCCAAGACAGCCCACAGCGGCGGGCGGAGCUAGAGCCUAGGGUCAGCUACCUCCCUAGGACAGGGCAGGCUCCAGGAGAGGGCUGGAGGCAGACAUGGUGCUGCCCUGUCCUCCACAGCAUAUCAGCUAGCAGGCACCCCUCCAAUGUCCUCAAGACGGAGGACAGGGAGGCUCCCUGCUCUGCUGUAGCCACAUCAAGGCCCCUGAGUGUCAACUGUCCUGUCCCCAGGUCAACCUGGUAUUUAUGAGUGUCAAAUGAAGUACUGUGCCCUCCUCAUGCCGCCCGAGCUUUCCUGAAGGUCUUCACCAUUCACAUACUGCUCAGGCCACCUCCAAACAAACCCCACCUAGGUUUUAUAACAUGUAUUAUAUGUAUUUUUGUGUAUUUUUAAAUCCAGCUGUGAUGGGCUAUAUCAUAAAUGGCUCAAGAAGGCAGGGGCCUCUCAAGGCCUGACUUCUGCUAAAGAAAAAAAAAUUAAAGGCUGUUUCUGGGUCAGGA